CGUAAUUCGUAACUGUGUAUAACCAUCCACCUUUGGAAUCCAAUCUGCUUUCUGGAGAGAACAAAAACCGAACUAUUUAUAAAAAUAGUUAAUUGUAACCAUUCUAAGUAUCAUCAUUAAUAAUGAGUAUCGACUGCAGUGGAGAAUUGUACUUUUACCCUCCAUUCACGACUAUGUCGAAGGAGCUGAUUUCGGUGUAUAAUCCUCAUCCGGAACCUGUGAUUUUCAAAGUGAAGACCACUGCUCCUAAGCAAUAUUGUGUGCGUCCCAACUCUGGAAAAAUUGACGCAAAGUCGAGCGUUAAUGUACAAGUCUUGCUUCAAGCCAUGAAAGAGGAUCCUCCUUCUGAUUUCAAGUGCCGUGACAAGUUUUUAAUCCAGAGCAUGGCAAUCGGUAACCAAAGCACCGAAGGUGUUGAAAACUACCAAGACUUUUGGGCUGAAAUGGAAAAGCACGGCAACCCCGUCCAUGACCGUAAAAUUCGAUGCGUCUACCAAGUCAAUCAGUCCCGUGGACCUGCUUUUACCGAGAAGCAAAAUGAAAACAAUGCUGAUGUCUCAAAAACUACUGACUCCCCUAAUACUGCUGACAUCGGUGCUGCAGGUAUUGCUCCCACCGCUGCUGCCCUCUCUUUGAAUGACACCAAAAAUGAUUUCAGCAAUGAAAAGGUCGACCCUACUGUUGAUGAGAGCUUGCGCUCUGCUGUUUCCGAUACCGGAGUGAACCAGACUUUCGAGGCUAGUCCUGUCAAUGAUGUUGAACAAACUAGUGUUCCCUUGGACUCGGAAAUAGACAACGGAGCCCAAACCAACUUAGAUAACGCUGCUCCUGAGCCCAUUCGUCGCAACAUCUCUUCUACUCCACCCUCUAACCCUCCCCCUCCUGUUCCUACGAAGGAAAUCAAUCACUUUGUUCAACAAACAGUGGUUGCAGGUGAUGAGGACAUCCCUUCUACCGUCGGUGAUGACUCCCGUGAAUCUAUCAAUGUAGACCAAGGUGUCGUCGCUCCCUCACAAAAAGAGGACGUUGUUGCCAAGGAUACUAAGCCUGCUUAUUCUGCUGAGCCUUCCACUGUCGCUAAUGCUGCUAUGACCAACACUCCUGGUAUCCCACCUAAUGUCGUCGUCGUUCUUUGUCUCAUUUUCUUCCUCAUUGGUUAUUUGUUCUUUUAAGAGACCGAUAGCUAAAGUAUGGACUAUAAUCCGAUCAUAAUGCUGUUUUGAUUGGAAGAUAUUAUACUGUAAGACUCACUUUUUUUAAUUAAAGUUACUAUCGCUCUUUCGCCCGGCAAACAAUGUACUAUUCUUUGGUACAUCUAUUGUUAAUACCUUUUACUUCGUGUCUUCUCUAUAGAAAUCUUUUUUGCUUGUCUAUUACAUAAUACUAGUCUUUAACUAGAACCAAAUAAACGAGUCUUAUUAUCAUAGUAAGAAACACACGUGAAAAGGGACUAAACUAGCAUUGAUGAUUAGAUACUAAUUGAAUUCAUAUUUCAUCUUAAACUGUUUAUUAUU
Molecule: messenger RNA, 1514 nt
Organism: Schizosaccharomyces octosporus yFS286
Lineage: Eukaryota; Fungi; Ascomycota; Schizosaccharomycetes; Schizosaccharomycetales; Schizosaccharomycetaceae
Product: MSP domain-containing protein
Exons: 3
Coding region: 123-1172 (349 amino acids)
Biological process (GO): endoplasmic reticulum membrane organization
Cellular component (GO): plasma membrane; endoplasmic reticulum membrane
Molecular function (GO): FFAT motif binding
Source: RefSeq, a predicted model, not a curated record